Molecule: messenger RNA, 8486 nt
Organism: Amoebophrya sp. A120
Lineage: Eukaryota; Dinophyceae; Syndiniales; Amoebophryaceae
Source: the annotation of a GenBank genome assembly
AGGUACCCCGGACCCCUUUCAUGCAUCCCCAGGAUUUUCCUCUGCCGGUCGUUGUGUACUGAUUCGACGAGAUUGUUGUAGUUAGCAUAUAGCUAGAAACAAAUGUACCCUCCGUAGAAAACACGAGCAGACACCUCCAGGACUAGCUAAUACGACUACCGAAACCGAUAUGGCACGUCCAUGAUAGAUUUUCGCCGACCCGUGUUCUUGGAACCAUUCAGAGUACAGUAUGAGUAGCUAGUUGUAAACGUACCAGUUUGUCUGUCUGUACCCCGCAUCUUUUUGCACAUUGAUUGUAUGUACUUACUUCUUCGUUCCCCGUAGUAGUUCCCGGCAAGAGUUCUCAUCCGAAGAAAUCGGCGCCUCCCGCUCAGUACGCUUACUUCCUCAAAAUCAUAUACAACUGAAAAAAGAGUGUGAAUAAAAUGUUGCACGGUUUUGUGAAAGGGCCCGCGUUCCUGAUUUCGACGCACCUGGGGUUGCUGUUCGCGGUUUCUUACGUAGUGACGUUCCUUGCGAACGUGUUCGACUCUCCGACGGCCACGCAGUCGCUGCUGGAUGGCGCGAUCGAGACCCGACACAUCUGCGGGCUCGCCUACAUCUGGCGCACGCGUAGCACUGUGUCCGACGUGUUGCCCUACAUCCUGUCCUCGAGUGGCACCGCAUCAACCUAUCAGUCGUACGCAAGUAGUGCAAGUUCCGUCGUGUCCGCCACGUUGCGUGGCCGGACGGCAGCUUCUGCCGCAGGAGGUGGAUCAACAACAUUAUCCAGUGGAGCCUCGUCGUGGGCCAGCUUCCUCGCCCCUUUGACAUCAAGUUUGAAAAACCAAGCGGAGGAAGAGGAUAUCAGCGGAGGAACAGACAAUUUCAAUUCUGGGGCGUCGAGUGGUCGGUCCACUCGAAAAAUAAAACACCAGAACGAAUCUUCCGACGCCUCGUCAGGUCUGGCCAGAGCAAUUUCGCUUCUGCUGGAGACGGCAAACGAUCCCGUUGCAGCGGCACCGGGAAAUACUCGAUCAGCAGGUACUUAUCAUGGUGGCUUCAGCAGUACUCAACAUGGUUCGUGUUUUUCUUUUUGGAACUGAUUUUAUAUUUUUGCCUCCAUGUUGUCGGAAGUAGUUGCUCGUAUCGCUAUCGUCGGUGUCUUUCUAUAAAAAUCCAGGUGCCCUCCUAUCCUUUCCGCCCUUGUUGAAUAUGACGGGUCUGGUUCAGGGCCUCCCAGUACGAUUCCAGGAACUACCUCCCGAAGCUUCAAGGGACAACAGACAAGACCCUGAAUCCAUAGCGGACGUAAUGGAACAUCUUUUUCCACCGCGGGGGCAAAAGAGGCGACUGUUCCAGCGCGACGUUUUUUCAUCCGUCGAAGAUUCGGGGCUGGCCGGCGACGCGGACGGCGGGAGUAUGAAUGACAGUACAGCAAAACGUCGUGGCGCGCCCGAAGAUCUUCCUGGUGGGGCAGUAAACACAAAUGCAACUGCAGGCACGACUGCUGCACACAAUUAUACUCCGAGUAACGACACGAAAGACCGAAGAAUCGGGACCCGAACUCCUGAAACGAUUGAACAAACUACAAGCGCCCUAUUCGAUCUCGACGAGGAUGAUUCCGAAUCCUCCGAGACCGAGGCAUUGUUCGACCGCAUGCUCGCACGCGCACAGCGAAAGCCAGUGGAAAGAAGAACCAAUAAAAGUAGUGCCCGACAACUUGGUGCCACUACGGAUGACGACGGCUACUACCCUCCAACCUUCGACCUGGACCCCGAGGACCAGGAGAGCCUCCAGCAGCUUUUGGCGGAACAAGGAGAGCUGCCGGCCAAUUACCGCACCUCGAUGCAGCAGCUCCUGCGCAGUGCCGCUUCAACCUCGUCGUCCGGCAGGAGCUCCUCGAGUAGUAGCAAUAUCAAUUCCGAAGGUCGUGGAGGUUCCUACGACUGCUUCUCGAGAGCCACGAAGAGGCCCCAACCGGAUCUGUGCGAGGCAAUCUGCGGCAUGUACGUAGACUUGUCCGAAUUGAGCACAAACAAUGGCAAUGCUUCUGCCGGCGGAGCAGGGUUGUACAAAAAGUUUCCCUUUUCCCGGCCGCUCUUCUCCCUUUGCCACCACACAACGCACCUGUUGUUGGGCUUUGGGUUGCUCGCGCUCGCCGCGCGUGUGGAAAUGGCCCGAAUCACGGGGCAAGCCCACCUGCAGGACACAUUCUGGCGGCCGAUUUCCAAGACGGUGCUCAGCUUCUGGCUGUACGUGUUCGGCGAGUCCGUUUUGCGGUUUUCCUUCCUGGAAAAGACCAUCGUCCCCGUGCUCGGCAACAGCAAGUCGUGGACGCUGUUCAGCGUCUUCGCCAUCGAAGUACAGCAGGCCGGGUUCUUCUUUGCCUGCGUCACCUGUGCCUUCGUCUUCUUUGUCAGCUUUGGGUUCGUAUUGGCGCGCGUGUACCAGGCGGUCGCGGGCAGUGUGCGGUUUCUGUUGCGACUCCUCCGCUUCCUGUGUUUUCACACCACGCUGGACGCACGGAAAUUCGUCUCCAAACCCGCUGACAACGAGAAGGACGUGUGUGCCAUCUGUCUGUGCACGCUCCAUCCAGAAGAUGACGAUAUUGCUCAGCCCGUCUGUACUCCGGCGGAUGAUGAUCAUGUGCCAGCAGCAUCUUCCUCACAUCCUGGAGCCGGCCUGCGCGCAAGGCUAACGCAAAGAUACCUCAAGCCGAUAGGAGAAGCGCGAGGAAACACUGCUAGUGUACUUCGAGUAGGAAGUAGAACUAUGGGGGGCCUGCAACAUGACGCAGAGCAUCUUCUAGGGAGAGACCUGAAUGCGGAUCGUGCAAGCAAUGGUGGCCUCCCCCAGGCCGAUCCUGAUGGCUACGACGAGGAGGCAGACGUCGACGGAGAUUAUGGUCGCGAACCGGACUUCUCAGACGGUCCGGCGGUGCUCCUGCGCCAUUAUUUGAGUAGAUUUGUGCGCUACAUUGGACGAAGAAUAGAUCUCCUAUCCCGGCGACACGGCGACGGCAACUUGCUGGACGAUAAUUUUUCGGAAGAGUACAGCGCGUACUACGCGAGAAGUACAACUUACAAGGACGACCUCCUUGAGCAGGACACUGACCCAUACUUUCUUUCCAGCAACUGCAACUACAACUCUAGUGGACCACAGCAACAGGCGCGUAGUACCAAAAACAAAUGUUCGACUAUCUCCCAGGUCAGGCAACGAUUUGCAGCUCUGAUUUGGCCACAUCUUGAACUUAUUUCCGGGGAGAUGAAUGAUGCGGAAGCAAAUGAAGCAGACGAGCCGCGGGCAGACGCAGAAGUGCUUGCCCAGACCCAGAACAGCAGCACGAGCAAUCGGGGCAUUCUGAGCGUUUCUCGUGCGUUUCCGCAGUACCGCACGGCUUUCGAGACGCAGCCCUACCGAAAGCAGAACGCACUUUUGCAGUUGAACAAGUGCAACCACAUGUUCCACCUGGGCUGUCUCUCCGAAUGCUACAAGGGAGCGAAGUACCGCAACCGGUCGAGCUGUCCCCUCUGCCGCACCGUCAACGAGCGGACCGCGUGGCGCACGGAGACACUGUUCUGGGAAAAGCCGAGCAUGAACACGGAGCUCAGCCAAGCAGCGGUCAGGAGCGCCUAUGGUGCGACAACUACUACGUCAAAUGCAAACGAUUUGCUGGACCCCACGACAACCGGUGCAGCGGCCACAACGACGAUGUUGAACAACGCGCGAAACAGAAGUACUGCGGCCGCAGUGGUCAACACGGCGUUUUUCCAAAGCAGCAUCCGGUACACCAUGCGGUUUCUGCGAGAGCUGAUGGACUUUCUCGGGCAAGAGGUCGACUUUUUGUACCUCGGGUUGCUGCUUUACCUCUUCUUGAUCGCAUUUUCCACGACUAUUCUCUUGGAAUUCUUCGUUUACGCCGUCACGGGGUUCGCGGAGGUGCUGCGACAGUGUCACCUGCUGCUCGAGGUCGCCUACCAGCACCACGACAAUCUGCAUCGAGCACACCAUAGUACUGUCGCUACCGCCUCAAACACUUUGCGCCGCAGCGGAAUUAUGGAACACACUAGAGGACACAGUAAAAAUCCGGUAACAGGACUACAUCAAGAGGCAGCUGCACGACCCCAUGACGCGGCGCAAAUUGAGCUUCGGGUCAAAAAUAGCCAGGAUGUCCACCUGCAAGUUGGUAUAUCCAACGAGGCGAUUCCGAUUGUGCCAUCGGAUAAUUUUGGCACUUCCGCAUCUAGCAGCAGUGGUAGCUCCAUCACCCGCAAUUCCGGACCUAAAACCGAACUUCUCACGUCACUGAAGCAGGACCUCAACGAGGCCAAAAGCGGAAUCAUCAUGCCCGGGACGAGUAGAAGCAAUAAAGCAUAUCUAUCGUCUGCGAAACUACACGGUCGUGAAGCUGGGGACAGGCUCAUGUCGCAUUGGCAGACGCUCGAGCCGAUAGUUGAAGAAUCCGAAAAGAACGACCCUGCUGCCAACAUCCCAGACGACGUACUAGAGAAGAAACUCCCUGUGGAUGAAAUCACAUCCACAGCUGAAGUGGUUGACAACUAUAAUAACAUAGACGCAAGCAGCGACUCUCUGGUCAUUGAGGACAUCAGUACUCCUGAGGCGAAAGUUUCAUCGGAUUUUUCUGCGUACUAUCUGCUCGACGGCGAUGCGGACCCUUCGAUCCUUCCUGGUGAAGCGCUCGAUCGGGCCUACGAAGCGCUAACAGGCCCGGAAACUACUACUGCCUCACCCGCGCACGACCAACGCAGCUCGACUUCUACAGAUGAAAUAUUGCCUGUUGAAGGAGAGGGAGUUCCUGCAGGCGAGAAAAAGAUUGAUGCUCUUGACGGUAGGAACAACCUGAACCAUUUUGCUACGCCUGGCUCUGUUCCACUUGAAGAUAAUCCAGCACCAGAAGCUAGUUUGCAAGAAUUUCCGCAGGACCACAACAUCAGCGACCAGGUCAUCGUCCAAGCAGAACCGCCGCCGGAAGACACUGGAGUGAUGACCGCACGAGACUUCCGGCUUCUGAAGGCCCAACGACAAAUAGCGGAGAGCAUGCACCAAAUUGAAAUACAGCGACGGGCGCACGACGUAGAAAAUGACCAGAAAAGCCACAUUAUACCUGAAGAAGCAGUUACUGAACAUGAGGACCUCGUCCCGGGAGAAGUACAUGCAUAUACAACUAAUCCGGGUGUGGCAACAACUGUGAGCCCGCCGUCAACCGCCGGCCCGGACGCUUUGACAUGGCUGUUGCCCCUUCUCGUACGCGAAAUGGUGAAUACAACCGCCCUGUUCGUUGCGCAGCACCCGCAGCGAGAACAGCAAGCGCAGCAGCCACUCCUGGAACAACAUCAGACUCCUGUCGCGCAAAUAUACCACACGGCUUCGGCGCACCACGAGCAGGAACACUACGACGCGUACGCUCAAGUGGCACGAGAACUACAGCCGGAUUACGACUACUACGUGGGUAGUUCUUCUACCACCGGCGGCAUUUCGUCCAAUGAGAGCGGAGGACCACGGACCUUCAUUUUCGACUACGCCUACACAUCAGCGUCCAACGGGCCGCAGCUGCCCGAUCAACUGGCGGCGCGCGCACGCCUCCGUUUCUGGCUGGUGUCGAACCUGACCAAAUCCCAGUUGUUCUGCCUCUUCCUCACGCCGGCCACAUUUCUGCUCGCGUUCUUACUCCUGUACGAAUACCGCUCCUUGCUCGAGUGGAUCGGGCGGCGGUGCGCUUUCUGGUACCUCCGGUUUUUCGGCGAGCGCUGGACGGUCCGCGUCCGGCCCGCGGAUCAGCAGGCCUUGCACAUGAAUUUACCGCCCGCAGCUCCUGCUGCAAACGCGCAGAGUGUAGUCGACGUCGACCCUCCUGCAGGGGGCACCACGACCACCUCCCCGUCGACUGGAGUUGUAGGACAACCGUUCGCAGCGGGUAGUACUAGCGCAGCACCGCAAGGUCAUCUUCACGCCGGAGCAGGAGCAGGAGCUGGAGAUGGUCCUGGUCUACUUGGUUCGCCCCUUUCAGCACACGCUAUAAAUCCUCCCGCGGGGCCGCAACCGCAACAGGAUGAUACCGAGGCAUUUUUGGACAACGUCGUGUUUGCUGCGGAGGAUGCUGAACAAGGCGCGCCGAGUGAGGAAGAUUCGUCGUCACUGAUGUUUGUGCUGGCAGAGAUGUCAGAUAUGACAGAUUUAACAGACGACGACGACACGAAUCAAAACGGCCAACCCGCGAAUCUUCAAAAUGGCGGUAAUGCGGGCGAUGGAAACAACGGUGCGAAUAACCAGGGCGCGGCGCAGCAGGUCGUCCAGGUGAGCCUGCAGAACUUUCUGAUUGUCUUCGUGGUUGCCCCCAUCCUGAACUGCGCGUGCGAGGGUGCGCGCCUCUUCUAUGCGCACGUGUUGCAGAAGCUGUUCAAUUGGGCACUGCAGGCGGGCAAAGAGGUUCUGCACGAGGCCGUCACGGCUGCCAACGCCGAGGUCUUGCCCGCCUAUUUCUCCGCAAAGAAAGCAGCGAAGCUCAUCCGGCGUUCCGUCAGACCGCAACUCGAUUCCUUGCAAGUGCACCCAAGACUCAAGACACAGUUGUCCACUACAACUGCAGCCUCGAUCAUUUUUGACGGACGCGAAAUCGCCGGGCAAAGAAACGAAAGAGGAACUUCUCCGGCCGCACAAAUGGUUGACACUUCUCCUUUGCAGGACCACCGGUUCGUUCCGAGGAAUCUCCUGCUGGUAGCGCGCAAGCUGCCAGCGACGGUCACAUAUCCGGGUGUCGAUGCGACGCGAAGUCCAAAUGAUAAACCAGAACACGACGUCGAAAUAAAUGCACCGAGCGACGACGAGGUAGUUUCUGACGCCCCUUCCGAGGAGGCGGAGUCCGAAGUGUCUGUAUCGAACCUGCCGAGCUUCCACCCCGCAGCCGUGCUCCGGCGACGGCGCGAGUCCACCUUCGGGUCCGACCGCCGCAGAUGGCAAAAGCGCAUCACCACCUUGAAGCAACAGAACGAACGCCAGCUGCAGCGCGUCAGAAGUACUAGCUGCAGCUCUUCAAACAGUAGCGGGAACAAGAGAAGUCCGAAUAAAGCCAGCAGCGAGGAUCAUCAGCAAGAACUUCUAGCUUCCGCCACUAGAGGCGUAAAUCAAAGGCAAACUCCCCUAGGAAAAGCCGAGCAGCCGUGGGACAACGCCGCGGCCGAAGACCAUUUUUCCACGGGCAGUCCGCUGGUGGACCACGUGGUGUGUCGUCUGCGGCAGUUGGCUAAAGCUACUGCUUUUGUUUGGCACUACUGCACGGUGUUGACGUUUCUGUUGCUGCUUAAGCUGUUGCACCUGGUGUGCAUUCAGUUUGUGCUGGUUGAGGUCCUGCUCCGGUUUCCGAUGUGGAUCUUCGGAGCGUCGCCGGCAGCCCUGCCGCGAAGCUGGACCCGCCUGCCCAAACGAAGCGUUCAAAUCGAAUACUACCCCGAGUCAGACACCGAAGGCGAUCUUUUUCCACAGGAAGACACGCAGAAAAGAAUCAACGAAGAUCAUAACGCAGGUGUCGGAAGCGAAAACGCGGAAAUGCAGCCACCAGAAGCGAGUAUUACGACUACGGCUACUUUGCUCAGCGUCUUGUGGCGCUGCGUGCUGCCGGUGCUGCGGUUCGGGAUCGCCGAUGCCUUCGAGUCUUUCAUUCCGGACGAUAAUGUGGAAAACUGUAGCGACCAGAUGGCGAAUCAGAGUAGAAGCUCCAGUAGUAGUUCCAGGGAGCAAUCCCUUUCUCCGGAUCAUUCGCCCUCCGACAUAUGCAGGACCUGCGACGAUGAUGAGCAACCACAAAGAACUAGCGCGGACUCGGGGGAGAUAGCAGAUGAUGCCAUGCUAGGAGAUGAAGAUGAAGCACAAGAACCCGACGACCCCGCAGCGUCGCCGCCGGAAAACCGGCCCCGCUCGCCGUUGCUAGUGGCUCUGGGGCGGUGGUUAAGAUUCUGUCGGGGGCUCUUUUGCCCGCGCCGCAGUUUGAGCGAACUGUUGGGGCGGUCGAACGCUUCGCAGCACCAACUGAUUCUGUUCCCGCUCGGCCGAGCCGCACACGAUCCAGCGAACUUCAUCGAGGUCGUUUUCAUGCGCGCUUCCGCUUUGCAGCUGACCUUCAGUCGGCGAGUGUUCCUGUCUCUGCUUCUCAGCUACCCGCUCGCCUACUGCAUGGUGCGAUGGUACGCCUGGACUCACUUGGUCUACAUCCUGCUGCUGCUCUUCCCGCUGCUGCCACUGCCGACGCUCUCCGUUGCGGGGCUCUUCAGCGACAGCUGAAAUAGAACACGGACAGAUUCUGUAGAAUUGUGUAAAAAUUGUAAGAUUUUUCGCGUCUUUCAGCACAGUCGUGUCCGAAAGUGCUGGUUGUACGUACUCACUUGAUUACCCAAUCUGCCCAAGUUUGCAGCAUUUGCGAAUUUUUGCGUUUGUACAAUCAAUUGCGCAUACAGGGAAAUGAAGCCCGAAUGAACCUCUACAACACAAAC